UGUUCCCCAACCCGGGCCGAAGGAGCCAAACCAAAACCACCAUUUCCCCCAAAACCAUUUCGGCCAUGGACUUCUCCGGCGGCGGCGGCGCGGCGACCGGGAGGGUGCAGGCCGAGCGGUGGCUGGAGAUCGCCGGGAAGCUCCUCGCCGCGCGCGACCUCGUGGGGUGCAAGCGCUUCGCGGAGCGCGCGGUGGAGGCGGACCCGCUCCUCCCGGGCGCCGACGAGCUCCUCGCCGUCACCGACGUCCUCCUCGCCUCCCAGUCGGUCCUCCCCUCGGGAUUCCCGGACCCGCUCGCUGUCCUCCAGCUGCCCCCGGGCACCAACCCGGCCGACCACGCCGCGGCCUCCCGCGCCUUCCGCCGCCUCGCGCUCCUCCUCCAGCAGACCACGAACCCUCACCCGGGCGCCGACGUCGCCCUCCGCCUGGUCUACGAGGCCUACGCCAUCCUCUCCGAUCCCUCCCGCCGCCCGCCGCCCUCCAUCCCUCUUGGCCAUGUUCCUGUUGCCCCGUCCCAGCCAGCCGCCACCGCCGAAUCCCCGGAGUUCUGGACGGCGUGCCCCUUCUGCUGCUUCGUCCACCAGUACCAGCGCGAGCUCAUCGGCCGCGCUCUCAAGUGCCCCAACGAGUCUUGCCGCAAGGGUUUCGUGGCUAUCGAGAUCUCCACCCCGCCCACCAUCGUGCCGGGCACCGAGAUGUACCACUGUGCCUGGGGUUUCUUCCCCCUCGGCUUCCCCACCUCUGCUGACCUCAAUGGUAACUGGAAGCCCUUCUACAAGAUGUUCCCUUGGAACAAUGCGCCAGCUCGUGGGGGCUCAAGUGGUAGGGGGGGCCGUGGGGGAAGCAGCGCUGCUCGCCAGCCGCAAAAUGGGAGUGCUCGGGGUGGGUCAUCCAGAGGUAGGGUCAAGAAGACAACUGCUCGCAAGAAGGUUGGGGCGGGGCUCAAGAGGCGAUCUCUCGGCGGUGGCGUAGAGAGUGGCAUUGAGCCAUCGAUGCUUGGGCAGGAUGGAUGGGCUGAGGGUGAGGAGGCUGGUGAUGAACGGGCAGAGGAGGUGAGGGGGAUCAACAUAAAUGAAGAGGCGCAGUCUACAGAUGGUACAACCAGGGGAAAUGUUAACACCAGGGGCAAUGUCAGCGGUGGGGUUGAGGACAUGGGCACCUUCCAUUUGGAUGUGGAUCCAUCUGAAGAUAUUUUGGGGAAUUUGCAGAACUUGCCGUUCUUGAGGGUAGACAAUCUUGGGCGGAUGCUGUAACGGGCUGUGGCAUUUGGUCCGUGGAGAAAUACCGUAUGGUUGAUUGGGUCAAAACAGAUGUUCCAAGGACUGAGCCUUACCGCUCUUGUUGUUGUUAAUGUUCUUGUGAUAUUAUCUCUUGUUGUAGUAGUAGUCUACCUUGUGGUUGUAGUUACUUAGCUGGCCGUGGAGUCCCAUAAAACUUGUGGAGUUCCAUAUGCAAGUUUGUGGUAUCUCUAAAUUAUCUGGGGAUGUGUAUUUUGCCUUCAGCAAACAAACUUGUGGUUGUGGAGUUCUCUCAGGAUAGAUAUAAUGCUUCAUGGAUGGGCGGUGGUGAGACAAGUCGCCGAGAGAGAAG
Molecule: messenger RNA, 1590 nt
Organism: Oryza brachyantha (malo sina)
Lineage: Eukaryota; Viridiplantae; Streptophyta; Magnoliopsida; Poales; Poaceae
Exons: 1
Coding region: 66-1253 (395 amino acids)
Source: RefSeq, a predicted model, not a curated record